Molecule: messenger RNA, 555 nt
Organism: Chrysoperla carnea
Lineage: Eukaryota; Metazoa; Arthropoda; Insecta; Neuroptera; Chrysopidae
Exons: 4
Coding region: 1-555 (184 amino acids)
Source: RefSeq, a predicted model, not a curated record
AUGAUUUAUUUACGAAUUUUUAUUUCUAGUUUUAUAAUUUUAACCCAAAUAUUUGAAGCGACCUUGUAUGGGACAUAUAACAUAAAAGUCAAAUCUUUUGAAUCUGAAAUUAAGGAUGGUAUUAUCGAUACAAAAAAAAUGAAAUUUAUUAAAUUAGCUAAGAAUGUAUUUGUAGUUAAUGGUACAUUUAAAGUUAAUGAAGAAAUACCUGAAGACCUUGCAUUUGCUGUAAAAACUGCAAGGCGAUAUGGUUCGGGCUAUGUGGAUUAUCCAGCAGCAUCAAUGAGCGGCCAUGCUUGUACAGCUUAUCAUACAGAUAAGUUCGUAGUACCAUUUUUUCUAAACCACUCAAAUGGCCCUCGUGAGAAGUGUCCAUGGCCACCGGGAUCAUAUGACGUUUAUAAUUUGACCGUGAACAGGGAGGCAUUGCCCCAAAGCAUACCAUAUGGCGAUUGGAAGAUAACAAUUCUUUGCACGCUUGUAGAUAAAAUUAUACUGAAAUUUAUACUUUAUGCUAUAAUUUCACCAUUAACCACCGAUAUUGUUUAUGUAUAA